UGUUAUCCGAAGACAUCACUGAAUGAGCCAAAGAUGUCGAGCGAAGACCAGUUCAAAGCAGCCGUUAAUGUCAUCAAAAGACUUCCCAAAAAUGGUCCUUUUCAACCAUCGGAUGACUUGAAGCUCAGGUUUUACGCCCUCUUUAAACAGGCGACGGAAGGGCCGAACCAAACGAAAAAACCCCCCUUUUAUGACAUUGUGAACAGAUAUAAAUGGGACGCUUGGAAGCGGUUGGGAGAGAUGGACACACAGACUGCUAUGGACUCAUACAUCGAUGAACUCAAAAAAGUCAUCGAAACCAUGUCUUUCAAUGAAUCGGUUUCCGAGUUUUACGAAGUGUUGGGUCCGUUCCACGAGUUUCUGCCACAAGAGGCCAACGGAUCCGAUGAUAAUUCCAAUGGUUUACAUAAUGAUGACAAUGAAGACAAUGAACUGAAUGUUAAGAAUAAUAUUGAACAGCAAAAGAUGAAAGUCGGAAAGAAAAUUCCCAAAAACCCGUAUAAAGAUAUGUCUCAAACAAAUGGAGACGAUUUGGGAAUUGAUAGCGAAGGCGAAGAAUUCUCCGAUACCUAUGACCACAUCGGAGAGAAUGGAGAGAUUCCUGUGGUUGAGAGGAAUGGAAGUGAUUUCUCGAUUAAGGACAUGGUGUCAGUGCGCGGCGGCAAUGAUAGCAGUAAUCCAAGCGCUCACAUCUCGCCAUCCAAUUCAACAAAUAACAGAAACGUCUCAUCCAUGCGAAGCAAUAACGGCAGGGGUGUUCCGUCGGCACAGGAUUUGCGGCCACACAACUCGAGAGGUGACGGCGGGUCCGGAGGUCACGGCUCUAAUCCACACGACUAUUCCAUUGGUAUUAACGAACAGUUGGCUUUAGCUGUCAUUAGACUUCAGCAGAGUAUGGAUCAAGUGGUGAAUCGACUCGACGCUCUCGAAUCGAUGUUGAGUCGGGAAACUCGGACUAAACCGAGUCCUAAACGUCAAAAGUCAAGCAUUUGGCCGUUUGAAGAGCUAAGACCUCAAACAGCACUCGUACUAAUAGUUUGGCCAUUUGUGGUCCAAUUGAUCGUUCAAUACAUUCAACACAAAAGGCGUAAUAAAUAAGUGAUUUUAAUUUUUUAUUAUAUAAACAGAUCUUUUAUUUUUAAUUAUACAUAUUAAACAAUAAUAAUACAUAUUAUACUUAUAUCAAUGAUUACAACUUUUCUACAUUUCAUCCAUUUAUUGCCUUUUUAUUUUGUUUUUUAAGUUUAUUUUGUUGUUUAAACGUAUGAUAUAUUUUACGGCAAUUAAUUUAUUUGUAUUGCAAUGAAUUGGAGGGGAGGGGAAGAGUCAAUAAAAUUAGUUUUCUGUUCAAUUUAUAAAUUAUAAUAAAGUACUAAAUGUUUAUUUAAAAAGGUUUUAAUAAUUUAUUGAAAAAUGUAGAAAAAAGUGCUUAAAAUAUAUGUUUCAUAAAAUGGGCCCUAA
Messenger RNA from Medioppia subpectinata, 1461 nucleotides. Lineage: Eukaryota; Metazoa; Arthropoda; Arachnida; Sarcoptiformes; Oppiidae. The record is from the annotation of a GenBank genome assembly.